Messenger RNA from Rhipicephalus microplus (southern cattle tick), 954 nucleotides. Its product is annotated as 3-alpha-hydroxysteroid sulfotransferase. Gene Ontology annotation, molecular function: sulfotransferase activity. The record is from RefSeq and is a predicted model, not a curated record. NCBI's taxonomy places the organism in Eukaryota, Metazoa, Arthropoda, Arachnida, Ixodida, Ixodidae.
AUGUCAGGUCGGAGGCCCUACCGGCAAGUCAUAAAUGGUGUGCCCAGGUGUCUGGUGGCCAUACCAGAUAUCUUUCGGAAAGGCCUCUCUUUUCCAGCUGCCAAGGGGGACGUUGUGCAGAGCAGCUAUCCCAAAAGUGGCACCCACUGGGUUCAGUACCUCACGCAGCUUAUCCUGAACGGAGGACAACCAAUCAACUCCUACGACGAUUUCACCCGCAACCUUCGAGCGAUCGAGUACAUGGACACCGAAGGUUGGGUGUCGUCAAUGCCAGUCAGACUGUUCAUGACGCAUCUGCCGUUGAGUCGAGACAUAAUGAACGAGGAGGCUAAGUACGCCUACGUCGCCCGAAACCCGUGGGAUGUUUGUGUGUCGCAGUUCCGCGUGACCAAAGAUUUCAGCAUCGCGAAGUUCGAAGACGGAACCUUCGAAGCGUUCUUCGAACCUUUCAUCAAGGGCGAUUUGGGUUACGGGAGCUACUUCGACCACGUGGCGUCAGGUUACGCCUUCAAGGAUAAACAGAACGUGUUUUUCGUGACCUACGAAGAGCUCAAAAAGGACACUAAAGGCACAAUCUUGAGACUGGCUGGCUUUCUGGAAUUAUCAAAACCAGAGCACAUGAAAAAGGUUAUCGUGCUUAAUCUCAACGAGAAUGAGACUCAGGAAUGGAACGAGCUUUUUGACAACCGCAAAAUUACGAGCAAGGAAGGCUACGCUGGAGAAAAAUCAAAGUACGCUCUGGUCAAAGAAGCCAAGGGUGCUGUUUAUCCCCUACGCUACACCACGGAGCUGCAAAACCGCAGGCUUCCACUCGUCAUGACUGACGACGCCAACCCAUCGGCGCCAUCACCCCAGUUCGUCAACUGCCCUGGCCAUCCUAGGCUACGGGACCCGAUGGUUUUCAGCGGUGUGGAUGGGACCGACGUGGAAAACUGGCUUGAGAACUACGAAUUG